CGGUGCCCUGCGCGCGCUUCAGCGAUGGCUUCUCCACCGCGGCGGCGGCUCUGCCUGCGCCCCCGCCGCCUCCUGCUCUUCCUGCCCCUGGUCCUGCUGCCGCUCUGCGGCGCCUUCAACCUCGACGUGGACAGUCCCGCCGAGUACUCCGGCCCCGAGGGCAGUUACUUCGGCUUCGCUGUGGAUUUCUUCGUGCCCAGCGCGUCCUCCAGGAUGUUUCUUCUGGUGGGAGCACCCAAAGCAAAUACUACCCAGCCUGGGAUUGUAGAAGGAGGGCAAGUCCUCAAGUGUGAUUGGUCUUCUCACCGCAGAUGCCAGCCAAUUGAAUUUGAUGCAACAGGCAAUAGAGAUUUUGCCAAGGAUGAUCCAUUGGAAUUUAAGUCCCAUCAGUGGUUUGGAGCAUCUGUGAGGUCAAAGCAGGAUAAAAUUUUGGCCUGUGCCCCUCUGUACCACUGGAGGACUGAAAUGAAGCAGGAGAGGGAGCCCGUGGGAACGUGCUUUCUUCAGUACGGAGCGAGGACUGUCGAGUACGCUCCAUGCAGGUCAAAAAGUAUUGAUGCUGAUGGACAGGGAUUUUGUCAAGGAGGAUUCAGCAUUGAUUUUACUAAAGCUGACAGAGUACUUCUUGGUGGUCCUGGUAGCUUUUAUUGGCAAGGUCAGCUCAUAUCGGAUCAAGUGGCAGAAAUUGUAUCUAAAUAUGACCCCAAAGUUUAUAGCAUCAAAUAUAAUAACCAGUUAGCAACUCGGACUGCACAAGCUGUUUUUGAUGACAGUUAUUUGGGUUACUCUGUGGCUGUUGGCGAUUUCAAUGGUGAUGGCAUAGACGACUUUGUUUCAGGAGUUCCAAGAGCAGCGAGGACUCUGGGAAUGGUUUAUAUUUAUGAUGGGAAAAACAUGUCCUCCUUAUACAAUUUUACUGGUGAGCAGAUGGCCGCAUAUUUUGGAUUUUCUGUCGCUGCCACUGACAUUAAUGGGGAUGAUUAUGCAGAUGUGUUUAUCGGUGCACCUUUGUUCAUGGACCGUGGUUCUGACGGCAAACUCCAAGAGGUGGGACAGGUCUCAGUGUCUCUGCAGAGAGCUUCAGGAGACUUCCAGAUGACCAAGCUGAAUGGCUUUGAGGUCUUUGCGAGGUUUGGCAGUGCCAUUGCACCUUUGGGAGAUCUGGACCAGGAUGGCUUCAACGAUAUUGCAAUUGCUGCUCCAUAUGGAGGUGAAGAUAAAAAAGGAAUCGUUUAUAUUUUCAAUGGAAGAUCAACGGGCCUGAAUACGCUGCCAUCUCAAAUCCUGGAAGGGAAGUGGGCUGCCCAGAGCAUGCCACCAAGCUUCGGCUACUCAAUGAAAGGAGCCACGGACAUAGACAAAAAUGGAUAUCCAGACUUAAUUGUAGGAGCUUUUGGUGUAGAUAAAGCUGUGUUAUACAGAGCCAGGCCGGUUAUCACUGUAAAUGCUGGCCUUGAGGUGUACCCUAGCAUUUUAAAUCAAGACAAUAAAACCUGCCCACUGCCUGGGACAGAUCUGAAAGUUUCCUGUUUUAACGUCAGGUUCUGCUUAAAGGCAGAUGGCAAAGGAGCACUUCCCAAGAAACUUAACUUCCAGGUGGAGCUUCUUUUGGAUAAACUGAAGCAAAAAGGAGCAAUUCGACGAGCACUAUUUCUCCAUAACAGGUCCCCGGGUCACUCCAAGAACAUGACCAUUUCAAGAGGGGGCCAGAUGCAGUGUGAGGAGCUGAUUGCAUAUCUACGGGAUGAAUCUGAAUUUAGAGACAAACUCACUCCAAUUACUGUUUUUAUGGAGUAUCGAUUGGAUUAUAGAACAGCUACUGAUGCAACAGGCUUGCAACCCAUUCUUAACCAGUUCACUCCUGCCAACGUCAGUCGACAGGCUCAUAUUCUCCUCGACUGUGGUGAAGACAAUGUCUGUAAACCCAAACUGGAAGUUUCUGUAGAUAGAGAUCAAAAGAAGAUCUAUAUUGGAGAUGACAACCCUCUGACAUUGAUCGUUAAGGCUCAGAACCAAGGAGAAGGUGCCUAUGAAGCUGAACUCAUCGUGUCCAUCCCACCGCAGGCUGAUUUCAUCGGGGUUGUCCGCAAUAGUGAAGCCUUAGCAAGACUUUCCUGUGCAUUUAAGACAGAAAACCAAACCCGCCAGGUGGUAUGUGACCUCGGAAACCCGAUGAAGGCUGGAACUCAACUCUUAGCUGGUCUCCGUUUUAGUGUGCACCAGCAAUCAGAGAUGGAUACUUCUGUGAAAUUUGAUUUACAAAUCCAAAGCUCCAAUCUUUUUGACAGAGUAAGCCCAGUGGUAUCUUACAGAGUUGACCUUGCUGUUUUAGCUGCUGUUGAGAUAAGAGGAGUCUCAAGUCCUGAUCAUAUCUUUCUUCCGAUUCCAAAUUGGGAGCACAAGGAGAACCCUGAGACCGAAGAAGACGUUGGGCCAGUUAUUCAGCACAUCUAUGAGCUGAGAAACAACGGCCCCAGUUCGUUCAGCAAGGCAAUGCUAAACCUUCAGUGGCCUUACAAGUAUAACAACAACACCUUGUUGUACCUCCUCCAAUAUGACAUUGACGGGCCCAUGACCUGCGCUUCAGAUAUGGAGAUCAACCCUUUGAGAAUUAAGGUCUCAAAUUCACAAAUAGCCGAGAGGAAUGACACUGUUGCUGGGCAAGGUGACCGGAACCAUCUCAUCACCAAGCGAGACCUCACCCAGAGUGAAGGAGAUGUUCACACUUUGGGUUGUGGAAUUGCUGAGUGCUUGAAGAUCGUCUGCCAGGUUGGACGACUAGACAGAGGAAAGAGCGCAAUCCUGUAUGUAAAGUCUCUCCUGUGGACUGAGACCUUUAUGAAUAAGGAAAACCAGAAUCAUUCAUACUCUCUGAAGUCAUCUGCUUCAUUUAAUGUCAUCGAGUUUCCUUAUAAGAACCUUCCAAUUGAGGAUAUCUCUAACUCCACAUUAGUUACCACUAAUGUCACCUGGGGCAUUCAGCCAGCGCCCAUGCCUGUGCCUGUGUGGGUGAUCAUUUUAGCAGUUCUAGCAGGACUGUUGUUACUGGCUGUUUUGGUGUUUGUGAUGUACAGGAUGGGCUUUUUUAAACGUGUUCGGCCACCUCAAGAGGAACAAGAAAGGGAACAGCUUCAACCUCAUGAAAAUGGUGAAGGAAACUCGGAAACUUAACUGUGAUUUUUUUUUAAGUUAUGCUACAUCCUGACCAUGACAAUUACCAAUGUCACUAUAGAUUGCAAUUUCCUUCGUGAGGACUAAAAUUCUAAGACUUUCCUGCUGACCCAUUGGUAUUAACCACAGAAUGAGAGCAAUAUCUUGUCAACCUUUUCGUUAUAAAAAAGUUCAGACAUACAUUUAAUACAAUCCACUGACUUGUGUUUUUAGGUAUUUAAAUAAUAAAAUUUCAAGUGAUAGUUCUUUAAUGUACAUAAGACAGGUGGUGCCUGAGUUACCACUUUAUGUAAAAUAGUACCUUCUAUAAUGACUGUUUCUGGUUUGUAUGUUGUAUUUUGUUGUUUGUUGUUGUUGUUGUUCUAAAGCAAUUCAUAUCUGGACCUUAGCAUCCACAUCGUUUGUACAGGUACUUAAUGUUAAUACACAUUACACUACAGUUGAGUUUUCAAGUUACUAAAGACUUUAUAACUCCAUGAACUUAGAUUUUAAUAUUACCUACAUGGUAAAGUUAAAAAAAGACCCCAUCAAAGUUCUUUCCUGUAAUAGAUAGGUAUACUAUUUUGUUUUAAUAUGAAAUUGGGUACAUGCUAUUAAAUUUUUAUUUAUAUUUAAUCUAAAACCCAUUUUAU
Molecule: messenger RNA, 3803 nt
Organism: Miniopterus natalensis
Lineage: Eukaryota; Metazoa; Chordata; Mammalia; Chiroptera; Miniopteridae
Gene: ITGAV
Product: integrin subunit alpha V
Biological process (GO): angiogenesis; cell adhesion mediated by integrin; cell-cell adhesion
Cellular component (GO): external side of plasma membrane; integrin complex
Molecular function (GO): integrin binding
Source: RefSeq, a predicted model, not a curated record